Molecule: messenger RNA, 2453 nt
Organism: Spodoptera frugiperda (fall armyworm)
Lineage: Eukaryota; Metazoa; Arthropoda; Insecta; Lepidoptera; Noctuidae
Exons: 5
Coding region: 219-1664 (481 amino acids)
Source: RefSeq, a predicted model, not a curated record
UGCGCUGUAGCCAGUCCGCCAUAACCCGCCCGCGCAUCCACCUGCGCAUAGACACCAAAAUAUUUAUUUAUAUCCUUUUUAGUUGAAAACUUUUUUAAAUAUGUAAAAGUUUUUAAAUAAUUCUUCUUUUUGGUGUUUGAACAAAAAGUUUUUGUGUUUUUUUUUACGGAAAUAAUGAACUCUAAAUAUUUAUUAAGAUAAGUUAAGUUUUGAACAAAAUGGAACGAAUCGCAAUUUUGGUUGUAUUCGCCUUCGUUUUCAUCUGUCUCCAAUAUACCUCAGCAGAAGAAACAGUCUUAUCGGAAGUCUUAACACCCACGACGACGACUGAGAAUGACAAAUUAAAAAGACAAAGUAGGAGUUACUAUGACUAUAGAUAUGGAGCACCAAGGCCAUUGUACGACAGACUAGAAUACGGGAGACAGGAUUAUGACAGGCCACGAUGUGGUAGAUGUGAUGAUCGGAGAGACGAUCGUGAUGACAGAGAUGACGACUAUGACAGACGCGACCGGUACGAUGACGACAGACGCGGACACAAACCAACAUACGGCAACAGAUACGACAGCAAAAAGAACUAUGACAGCGACGAAGACAGGUAUUCCGACAGAAAUAAAGGACAAAAGAACGGUACGGAAGAAGAAAACGGAGAUAACAAGAGUGGGUAUGAUGAUAAAGAUAGCCGCCCAAGCGGCAGUCGACGAGGAGGCGAUAGAGACAGAGAUCGAGACCGCGGGAGAGACAGGGACCGCGAUAGGAGACGAGGAGGAAGUGGAGACAGAUACGAUGACAGGGACAGAUAUAGACCAGAUUAUUACGACAGGUUCUUAAGAGAUCCGUAUAGAGAAAGAGAUUAUUAUGAUGACUAUAGAGGGAGGCGGCCGUCGUAUGAUAGGUACUAUCCUAGCUAUGAUGAUGGACUGAGCAGAUACGAUCCCUAUGGAUACCAAGGUGUUAGAAGACCAGUGUACGAUGACCGAGGAUAUGAUGACGGAUACGGUGGAUACGGACCAACCGCUGGAAGGGGAGCACAUGAUAGUUUCAGGCCUUGGGACGAGACCUACCGUGGUCAGGCAGGGUGGGAUGCAGGUGGCAGAGGCUAUUACUUCGCGUCAGGCAGGCCUGAUGCAGCGCCCGCUUCGGGCUGGGGACGACCUGAAUAUUCCAGACCACAAGAACCCUACCAAAGUAUAGGAGGCUACUCAGGUGGAUAUAGUGGAUCGUACCGCGACCCAUACGCACAGGUGUCCAGCGGCUACAGUCAAGGGUACGGCCAGGGCGCCAGCUACGGCCAGGGAGCUGGAUACGGCCAGGGUGGCUAUGGACAGAAUGCUGCGGCUUAUGGAGCGAGCUUCGCUGGGUAUGGACAGGGUGGCAGUGGAUGGCACAGCGUGGGAGAAAGGAGACCGUAUAGAGAUGAGAGUGGCGUCAAAAAGCUAGAGAACAGAGACAACUACAACCAGGAUUCCAAACGCAGUCAGAACAGCUACGAGCCGUCCAGCCGUCAGCCGUCCAACUACGGCGCAACGGCCAACUAUGGCCAGACCGGCUACCAACAAGGCUACGUCCAAAGCAGCAGCACCACUCCUGCCACCAGCUACCUGUUCCAAAGAGAUGAUGAGCAGGUCACGGUGAAGACUAAUGAGACUACCAAGCAGCCAUCUUAGGUCCUCAUUUGUGUUCUUUUUAUAUUUCAUGGUUGACUUAAGGUUUUAAAGUGUGGUUGAGAUAUGACUGUGUUAAUUGUGUUCAGUCUUUAAUUAGUUUGAAUUGGAGAAAAACUUUUUAAUUUAGUGUGUGGACUGUUUCAUUACUUGAAAUGGGUUUUAGAAUGUCAGAUAUAAUAAAAUUGUAUUUUUACUCCGAAGGGUACAUAGGGAAGGUGUGUUCUCUCACAGUUGGUUGUCUUAGAGGUCAUAAUAAUUGAUAACUUACCAAACAUAUUACGCACAUUGAUCGGUGUUAAAGAAUCGACAUAGAUUCUUCGCCGCCGAUCGAUAACUGCUAAGAUUACUAAAACUUGAUAGAACUUCUCCCCAAAACUUGAGUCCUUGACAACAAACAAAGGUACCUAUCACUUGUAUGUUGUAGCUUAUACAGCUAACUGCCCUAACCUGUCAAAUGAAUUCCAAAUAACAACCAAAAUUAAUGAUUUCCAAACAAACUUCUAUAUAUCAUUAUGUAACCGUCACGAUUUCCAAUUAAGUCAGCCUUGGAAACUCUCUACAAAGCAUUUUCCACGAUGUUUGUACCAACGUGUCAUGUGUCAUCAAUCUCCCCUGUGUCAGGUUGUCGCACUCUGACACUGACCUACGGCCUGACACAAACUCUGACGUUAGCGUAAGCAUUAGCUAUAGCUUCAGCGAUAGUGUCAGCGUUAGCGUGCAUUCCCACAAUUAGCUCGUAAUUAUUCUAAGUAUUGAUAAAGUUUGAAGUAAUAAAGUAUUUUUAUUGUG